Messenger RNA from Saccharomycodes ludwigii, 696 nucleotides. RefSeq names its product Fmp52p (gene FMP52). Gene Ontology annotation, biological process: import into nucleus. The transcript has a single exon. The coding region runs from base 1 to 696 and encodes 231 amino acids. Gene Ontology annotation, cellular component: cytoplasm. NCBI's taxonomy places the organism in Eukaryota, Fungi, Ascomycota, Saccharomycetes, Saccharomycodales, Saccharomycodaceae. The record is from RefSeq and is a predicted model, not a curated record.
AUGAAUGCUUUAAUUAUAGGUGCUACGGGUUUAUGUGGAAGUGGGUUUUUGAAAUACGCCAAACAAAGUGGCAAAUUUCAAAAAAUCUAUACAAUAACCAGAAAAGAACUUCCACUAGCAGCGACAACAACAACAGCAUCAGUAGAUAGUAGUGCGAUUGAAUCUGUCGUCGAAAAAGAUUCUAGUUUAUGGAAAAAUAGAGUACCUGAAGAUGUACACAUUAUGUUUUCUGCAUUAGGUACUACAAGAGCAGAUGCCAAUGGACUUGAAAACCAAAUUAAAAUAGAUCACGAUUUAAACUUGGAAUUAGCUGAAGCAGCCAAGAAAAAUGGGUGCAAAGUUUAUGUUUUAGUCUCUUCUAUUGGUGCUGACUCUAAUUCCAGGUUUGGAUAUUCAAAAAUGAAAGGGGAUAUAGAAAAAGAUGUUAUUGCUUUGGGUUUUGAUAAGACUAUUAUUUUGAGACCUGGUAUAUUAUUAGGAGAUAGAUCAACUUCGCAUAAAGGUUUUGGUAAUGAUAUUGCUGUAAAAGUUUGUGGAUUCUUUUACAGAACGCCAUUGCAAAGGUUUUUUAUCAACCCUAUUUAUGGGGACGAAGUGGCUAAAGUUGGUGUGAAAUUAGCUCUAGAUGAUAGUGUGACAGAUAAGGUCAAAAUAUUGGAGUCCGAUGAAAUAUUAAAGUUAUCUGGUGGUGUUUAA